UCCUCAUAUGAUCCAAUAAUAUUCUCAUGCCGGCCGCUGCUCCGGACAUCUUCCGGGUUAUCCGACAGUUCGCCUGUGCUGCACAGAGCCAGGACUAUUUCCAAAGGAGGGGUGUUCUCUGUCCUGUCGAGCUCCUCCUGGUGUGUGAGUGUUGGGUGUGCGUGCACCAUGGCGAGCCUCCUCCGUGUUGUGGCAGCUAGCUGCUCGGCCCCCGUGUUCAGCGGGGUCUCCUGUGUGAAGCUGCAGAGCAGCAGAUCAGUCAAAGCAACGUGCAUUCGUUUUUUCAGGACCCAUCAAGCUCUAGGACGAUGUGCUAGUCCAGGCAUUCCAUAUAAACAACUCACAGUCGGUGUACCCAAAGAAAUUUUCCAGAAUGAACGUCGUGUGGCGCUUUCCCCUGCUGGUGUCCAGGCGCUCAUCAAGCAGGGCUUUAAUGUCAUUGUGGAGUCAGGAGCUGGAGAGCCUUCAAAGUUUCCUGAUGAAAUGUACACUCAGGCUGGAGCAACAAUUAAAGAUAUUAAAGAUGUCCUGGCAUCAGAUGUGCUGGUCAAGGUCCGUGCUCCCAUGUUCAACCCAGCACUCGACGCUCACGAGGUGGACCUGAUGAAGGAGGCCGGCACUCUGAUCAGCUUCAUCUACCCGGCUCAGAACCCUGAGCUGAUGGACAUGCUGUCCCAGAAGAAGGCCACCGUCCUGGCUAUGGACCAGGUUCCUCGAGUCACCAUCGCCCAGGGUUACGAUGCUCUGAGCUCCAUGGCAAACAUCGCAGGGUACAAGGCGGUUGUGUUAGCAGCGAACAACUUUGGUCGCUUUUUCACCGGACAGAUCACAGCAGCUGGGAAAGUGCCACCUGCAAAGGUUCUGAUCAUCGGAGGUGGUGUGGCUGGAUUGGCAGCAGCUGGUUCUGCCAGAGCCAUGGGAGCCAUAGUCAGAGGAUUUGAUACCAGAGCUGCAGCUUUGGAGCAGUUUAAAUCUCUGGGUGCAGAACCGCUCGAGGUGGACAUCAAGGAGUCAGGAGAGGGCCAAGGAGGCUACGCCAAGGAAAUGUCCAAGGAGUUCAUCGAGGCAGAGAUGAAGCUGUUCGCCAAACAGUGUCAGGAAGUGGACAUUGUCAUCAGCACGGCUCUUAUUCCUGGAAGGAAGGCACCCAUCCUGAUCACCAAAGACAUGGUGGAGAGCAUGAAAGAUGGCUCUGUGGUGGUGGACUUGGCCGCAGAGGCUGGAGGAAACAUCGAGACCACAGUUCCUGGAGAGCUUUCAGUACACAAGGGAGUGACCCACAUCGGCUACACAGACCUGCCCAGCCGCUUGCCAACACAGUCCAGCACUCUGUACUCCAACAACAUCACCAAGCUGUUACGAGCUGUCAGCCCAGACAAGGACAACUUUUUCCUUGACGUCAAAGAAGCGUUUGACUACGGCACCAUGGAUCACGUCGUCAGAGGAUCUGUUGUCAUGCAGAGUGGAAAGAACCUUUUCCCUGCCCCUCAGCCCAACAAUGUGCCUGUUGCAGCUCCCCCUAAACCCAAAUCUGUUGCAGAGCUGGAGAAGGAGAAGGCUGCACACAUUUCCCCCUUUAGGGCUACUCUCACCAGCGCUGGCAUCUACGCAGGAGGUGCUUCCACCCUGCUGGGUCUGGGUCUUUCAGCUCCAAAUGCCGCCUUCACUCAGAUGGUCACAACCUUCGGCUUGGCUGGAAUCGUGGGAUACCACACAGUGUGGGGAGUCACUCCUGCUCUGCACUCUCCCCUCAUGUCGGUCACCAACGCCAUCUCAGGUCUGACAGCUGUGGGUGGUCUGUCUCUGAUGGGUGGUGGCUACACUCCAUCCACCACUGCUGAAACUCUGGCUCUGCUGGCUGCCUUCAUCUCUUCUGUCAACAUUGCUGGUGGUUUCCUUGUGACAAAGAAGAUGUUGGACAUGUUCAAGCGUCCCACUGACCCUCCAGAGCACAACUACCUGUAUCUGCUUCCUGGUGGGGUCUUCGUCGGAGGCUAUGCUGCUGCUCUGCAGUCUGGAUACAAUAUUGAACAGAUGAUGUACUUGGGCUCAGGUCUGUUCUGUGUCGGCGCCCUGGCUGGCCUUUCCAACCAGACCACAGCCCGUCUGGGUAAUGCUUUGGGUAUGAUGGGAGUCGCUGGUGGUCUUGCUGCCACUUUGGGUGCCCUCAAGCCUAGUCCUGAGCUCCUGGCACAGAUGAGUGCAGCCAUGGCUGUUGGUGGCACUGCUGGUCUGGCCAUAGCUAAGAGGAUCGAGAUCACUGACCUGCCCCAACUGGUGGCAGCCUUCCACAGCCUGGUGGGGCUGGCUGCCGUGCUCACCUGUGUGGCUGAAUACAUGAUUGAGUACCCCCACUUCGCCACUGACCCCGCAGCUAACCUCACCAAGAUAGUCGCUUACCUCGGCACAUACAUUGGUGGAGUCACCUUCAGUGGCUCUCUGGUUGCAUACGGCAAACUGCAAGGCAUGCUGAACAGCGCUCCCCUCAUCCUCCCUGCUCGUCACGCUUUGAACGCUACUCUAAUGGCGGCCAGCGUUGGCGGGAUGAUUCCUUACAUGCUGGAUCCCAGUUACACUACUGGAAUCACCUGUCUGGGAUCUGUCUCUGCUCUGUCUGCUGUCAUGGGCGUUACUCUGACAGCAGCUAUCGGCGGCGCUGACAUGCCCGUGGUCAUCACUGUGCUGAACAGUUACUCAGGCUGGGCCCUGUGCGCCGAGGGCUUCCUGCUCAACAACAACCUGCUGACCAUCGUCGGAGCUCUCAUUGGAUCCUCUGGAGCCAUUCUGUCGUAUAUUAUGUGUGUGGCCAUGAACCGUUCACUGGCUAAUGUGAUCCUGGGAGGCUACGGCACAUCCUCCACCGGCACAGGGAAGCCCAUGGAGAUCACAGGGACACACACAGAGGUCAAUGUGGAUCAGACUGUGGACAUGAUUAAAGAGGCCCACAGCAUAAUCAUCACUCCAGGUUACGGUCUUUGUGCUGCCAAGGCCCAGUACCCCAUUGCUGAGUUGGUGAAGAUGCUUACAGAGGCUGGCAAGCACGUCAGGUUUGGUAUUCACCCCGUGGCUGGCCGUAUGCCUGGUCAGCUCAACGUGCUGCUGGCAGAAGCCGGUGUCCCAUAUGAUAUCGUCCUGGAAAUGGACGAGAUUAAUGAGGACUUUCCUGAGACUGACCUGACCCUGGUGAUUGGUGCCAAUGACACUGUAAACUCAGCCGCUCAGGAGGAUCCUAACUCCAUCAUUGCUGGUAUGCCCGUGCUGGAGGUCUGGAAGUCUAAGCAGGUGAUUGUGAUGAAGCGCUCCCUGGGUGUGGGAUACGCCGCAGUCGACAACCCUAUCUUCUACAAGCCCAACACUGCGAUGUUGUUAGGCGACGCUAAGAAGACUUGUGAUGCCCUGCAAGCUAAAGUCCGUGAGUCCCAGAACCAGUAAGGUCACUCUAGGACUCUCCGAUAAGAGCACACGUGGAGGGAGAGGACAACAUGUCAGUGUUUCCAAAAAUAUCACAGCAUGACGAUCCUCUUUGCUCAGUUCAACUUUGGGGUGAAUUGAUUAAACAGGAUCACCAAAUUAGAAAAAAAUUAUCUUGGCAGACCCCUCCUGUUAUCUCUGAAUAAAAGAAACAGCAAUGUUGUUGUAAAAUAUAUGUGCAGUAGGAGCCAAACAAUGCAAACACUGUAGUUUUUUGUGCUGACAUGUUGAAAAUGUUAUUUAACACAUCUUUUAUUCCUAGAUAUUACAGGAAGGGUUUGUUAAGCGUGCAUGUGGUCUGUAAUGCAGAGAGCAGCUGACAUGAUGGUCCUCUUUAUUUUAGACACAUGUAUUAAUGUAAAACAAUCAGAAAUGUAGAUACAUUAACAUGUUAGAUAUGUUUAAUUCACUGUUGAGAUAGUCAUAGAAAAUUAAAGGUGAAUUGGAACAAAAAAAGGAACAAAUAUAACGGUGAGAGACUAAGAGUAUGCUCUAAUAUUUCCCUCACUGUAAAGACUGUUUGACUCCUUCUGUUUCUCCAGUUUUCUUUUGUUUGAGUUAUUAGAUGUUCCCCUUACUCUGUGUGCUUAAAUUGUGUCAUACUUUCUUUUUCCUGAAAAGAAAAAGAAAAAAAGCAGAAUAGAUUGUAAAGUUCUUUCAGUUUGAUACUGUAUGGAGAGAUUUUUGUAUUCAGUCUAAUUGACAAAAACAUCGACAUGAUCACAAAUCUGGUUCAAAUCUAGUCAUGCCAUUUGCUUUUUUCCUUUUUUACUUGUGUCUUGUGACUUUCACCUUUGCCUUUUGUGCUGAAACCACACAUGGAUCAAAAAAACGGUUAGAAAUCCUCUUCCUAUCAAGUGUUGAAUGCAAUAAAUGAAUCUACUCUUUUCAUAUGUACCAGGCCACAGCUGUCAUGCAGUUCUUGUAAAAAUGAAACAAACACUCUCAGAGCUCUGAUAGCAGGAUGGAUUUUAUGAUGUUUUGAACCAGGUGUGUCCCAUCGUCCUGAGUGGUUCUGAUAUUACAGUACAUGUGAUGCUAGCCUUUGGCCUUUUGCGGUAAAGAAGGGUUUUUAUUUCGUAAGUGAAUGUGGCUCAUCCACUCCAAUAUGUGCGCACUAAGAGGGAAAUGAAGGAUUACUGUUUGAAAAGGAAGGCCAGAUGUUAAUGUAACUGAUGAUUUGCUUGUUGCCACAUUUCAGAAUGCAGGAUUUGUUUGAUGCUCUUAUUAAGCUUGCAUUUUCUCCCUUUUUAUUUUGCCAUAAAUUUGUGCCAACAUUUCCCUGCCAAAAAAGCUCAAUAUUUAAGAUUCAAUGGCACAAAUGUAGAUGAAUUGGUUGUUGUAUAACCGCUUGAGUAAUUAUUAGACGAUCACUGACAAAAUGACAGUAGCUCCUACUCUACACCUGACUUUCUACAGCUGAGCCAACCGAACUAAAACACAAGAUUGAGGUUGUAAAUGUUGAUUGCAGCAGAUUUUUUUUUUCAUGGUACAUAGUUUUAGGAGACAAAUCGACCAUCUUUUAAAAUGUAAACAAGUACUGUAGGAGGUUGGUUUCAGUAGUUUCAUCAUGGGACCUUACACAUCGACCAUGUCAACUAUCCUACCUCUUAUAUGACCAACAACUUUCCAUACGAUCUUAUUCAGACCAAUAACCCCAACAGCCAUGGACCAGCCAUUUUUCAUCCAUGUACCUUAAAUUAACCAGUAAGCUCUUAUUUCUUCCUUAACCUGACCUAUUGCCUUCUGUUUUUGUGUUCACUGUUUAUUUUUAACCAUCUGACCUCAGUUUGCUGCUGGCUAGUUUACUGUAUGUUAUGCAAGUGUAGAGCUGCAGAUGUCAUUACUGCUCAUAAAAGGUUAUUAGUCACAUCUUUAGGCACUAUUAGAUGAAGAUGUCUGCUUAAUAUUUGUAGGUUGUCGCCACUUUUGUAUUGUAUAGGUAUGAUCAGAAUAAAUGAGAUGACAAAGGUAAUAAUUCUAAAACAGCCCCCACAUGCCUUUAUCUUUUCACCUUCUUAAUAAGGGUAUUUUUGUAAAGGAGCUAUGAUAAUGAGGUUUUGAAGUUGUACAAUGUUACAGUGCACCAUGUUGGGAAGAUUAAAAUGAAAUGUACUGUGAAUGUUGUUUUUUCCCCCUCUUGUUUAUCAUGGAACAUUUUCAUCCCUAAUAAACCUGUAUUUACACUA
Molecule: messenger RNA, 5660 nt
Organism: Cheilinus undulatus (humphead wrasse)
Lineage: Eukaryota; Metazoa; Chordata; Actinopteri; Labriformes; Labridae
Gene: nnt
Product: nicotinamide nucleotide transhydrogenase
Exons: 22
Coding region: 169-3432 (1087 amino acids)
Biological process (GO): NADPH regeneration; proton transmembrane transport
Cellular component (GO): mitochondrial inner membrane
Molecular function (GO): NAD binding; NADP binding
Source: RefSeq, a predicted model, not a curated record